AUGCCCCAAGAGCAGAAGCAAAAAAAGAAACGAGUUCCUAUCACCGCCCUUACCAAGCAACAAAUAUGCAUAAAAAAAAGGGAAAACUUGAAACUCAGGGACGAGGACCUUGCAAAGGAGUAUGGACUUGACCGUAGCACAAUCACUAAAAUCCUUAAACAAAAAGAGAAGUGGUUAGCUAUUGACCCAAACUCCAAUUAUGCCAAACAAAAGACCCAAAAGUCGCCAAAGUUUCCUCAAAUUGAAGAUGCUUUGGCUCAAUGGGUGAACUUAGCUUUAACAAAUGGAAGUGCAGUAAGCGAUUCCCAACUUCAGGAGAAGGCUCUAGAACUGGCGCAGCAACACGGACUUCGAAAUGAGUUUCAAGCAUCUAACGGGUGGAUCUCGAAAUUCAAAAAUCGUCACCACGUUCGUAGUGGCGAUAAUCUAGGUGUACCCGAAAUUUCUAUGCAACAAGUAACUUCACACUCAACUCCUAUGACAGGGACAUCAAUUUUAUCGCCUACUGACCAUAAUAAUUUCAGUAAUCCAGUGAGUCUUCCUCCCACAUCCAAUUACACACCAUCAUCAUCUAUAUCUUCUACUCCAAACAGACCGAAUGGGACAAAUGUACUCACGAUGGGAAACGCUUCUAACUCUCAUUAUCUUCAAUAUGGGGCCUCUACGUCAACGUCAAUUGGGCCUUACACUCCUUCCGGGUUGUAUCCCCAGAUACCUAACAUAACAGCAACUCCUAUAAUUUUAGAUAACGCAGGGAUUCAAACAAGUAAUACCUUGAACCAAUUUUUAACAAGUUCAAGGAAUCUAUUUAAUGCAGUCCAUCAAGCUAAGCAAAAGAAAAAUGUUAAUUGUUUCUCUGUCGGACUUUCGUUCCGACCUGGUUAUCCUGAACUUUCACCUCAUCUAAACAGUCGUUAUUUAGAACAAUUUAAAACUACAGGACGACUUAUCGAAGGAACCAAGGGGGCAGAGUUUAUUGAUGGAAUGGUUCCAAGAGAGAAUGACAUAGUGAUUCAAAGGCGUCGUGCAGAUGCUUUUUAUAAUACAGAUCUCCAGAUGAUCCUUGAAUCACGUAGUAUUCGCCAUGUUGUUUUGGCUGGUAUUGCAACAGGGGAUGUACUUCUUUCGACCAUCUUAACAGCUUUUAGCAGAGAUAUGAAUAUCACCGUCGUGCGUGAUUGUUGUUUCGACAUAAAUGAAUCGGUACAAAAAAUGCUGAUGGAAGAAUUCUUUGUUAAACAAAAUGUUAUGGUGGUUUGUCUAGACGAGAUCUUAAAAGGUUUAAAUUGA
Molecule: messenger RNA, 1290 nt
Organism: Diversispora eburnea
Lineage: Eukaryota; Fungi; Glomeromycota; Glomeromycetes; Diversisporales; Diversisporaceae
Source: the annotation of a GenBank genome assembly